AUGGCCCUGGUCGCGUCCCCCCAGCGCUGGGCGCUGCAGCCGGGGGCGCGGGACGUGUGGAACCUGCGGGCGGGGCACAAGGGGAAAGGCACCCGAGCGCUGCUGGGCAGCGGGUGUGGGACCUUGUCUGCUGGUCCUGGGGCAGCCUCUGCUGCUGCUGUAAGUUUGGAGGCGUGGAUGAGUGCAACGGCGCUUCCUGGGUUUCCGACGAGCUCGAUCUAAGACUUUACCUGGAGUUGCUGUCCAUGCAGGUGCUGCCCGUAUGCAGGGGUUUACUGACUCAAAGCACACAGUGCAACCACAGUUCUUCACUGCGUUUUGAGACACUGGGGAAAUCACACUGCAGUGGAGAGCAUGAAGUGGGUGCAGGUCCCUAACUGUGCUCUACAUCCACCAUGUUGCCCUGUGGACCAGCUUUGUCCUUUAUUAGGUGUCUGGUGCGGAAGAAGAAUGUCAGUGGUGAAAGCCUUGAGGACACCAAGUUGUGCCGAUGCUUAUCGACUGUGGACCUUAUAGCCCUGGGAGUAGGAAGUACCCUUGGUGCUGGUGUUUAUGUCCUUGCUGGAGAAGUAGCCAAAUCUGAUUCUGGACCUAGCAUCGUUGUUUCUUUCCUCAUUGCUGCCCUUGCCUCUGUGAUGGCAGGUCUCUGCUAUGCUGAAUUUGGUGCUCGCGUCCCCAAGACUGGUUCUGCAUAUUUGUAUACUUAUGUUACUGUUGGUGAACUGUGGGCUUUUAUCACUGGCUGGAAUCUCAUUUUAUCCUAUAUUAUAGGUACAUCAAGUGUAGCAAGAGCCUGGAGUGGCACCUUUGAUGAACUUCUUGGAAAACGGAUUGGUCAUUUCUUCGGUACCUACUUCAAAAUGAAUUACUCUGGGCUAGCAGAGUAUCCUGACUUCUUUGCUGUAUUGCUUAUAUUACUUUUAGCAGGUCUCUUAUCUUUUGGAGUAAAGGAAUCUGCAUGGGUGAAUAAAAUUUUCACUGCUAUUAACAUCUUGGUCCUACUCUUCGUUAUGAUUUCUGGUUUUGUGAAAGGAGAUGCUGACAACUGGAAAAUAAGUGAAGAAUAUCUCAGAAACCUUACUGCAGUAACAAAGAACAUCUCAUCCUAUGAAAAUGUGACAAGUAUAUAUGGGAGUGGUGGCUUUAUGCCAUAUGGUUUCACAGGAACAUUGGCUGGCGCUGCAACGUGUUUUUAUGCUUUUGUAGGAUUUGACUGCAUUGCAACAACUGGAGAAGAGGUCAAGAAUCCUCAGAAAGCCAUACCCAUAGGAAUUGUGGUGUCCCUGCUUGUCUGCUUCAUGGCCUAUUUUGGGGUUUCAGCUGCACUGACACUUAUGAUGCCAUACUAUCUGCUGGAUGAGAAAAGUCCUCUGCCAGUAGCAUUUGAAUAUGUUGCAUGGGGUCCUGCUAAAUACGUUGUAGCAGUGGGAUCCCUCUGUGCUUUGUCUACAAGUCUUCUUGGAUCCAUUUUCCCAAUACCACGUGUAAUCUAUGCUAUGGCGAAGGAUGGGUUGCUUUUCAAAUGUCUAGCUCAAAUCAAUUCCAAAACGAAGACCCCACUAGUUGCUACUUUAUCGUCUGGUGCAGUAGCAGCUGUAAUGGCAUUUCUGUUUGACCUAAAGGCUUUAGUGGACAUGAUGUCUAUUGGUACACUUCUUGCUUAUUCACUUGUGGCAACCUGUGUCCUCAUCCUUAGAUACCAACCCACUGUAACCUAUGAGGAACCAAAAUAUUCUCCAGAAAAAGCAGCUUUGGCUGCAGCUGAAAGGGGAUCUGCAGUAAGUGAAUCACAGAUAAAUAUGAUAGAAGAGAAUCGCUUCAGUCUUCAGGCCCUGAUUAAUCCAUCCAGUUUACCAACUGAGCAGACAGCAACUACUGUUAACUUUUUAGUGAGCCUCUUAGCUUGCUUGGUUUGUGGCUUGAGUGUCCUCGCUACAUAUGGGAUUCAUUUCAUUGCUAACUUGGAGCCCUGGAGUAUUGGCCUUCUUGCUGUGUUAGCAGUGUCCUUCAUAGUUACCAUUCUCCUCAUCCAAAGACAGCCUCAAAACCAGCAGAAAAUGGCCUUUAUGGUUCCACUAUUGCCAUUUUUGCCAUCAUUCAGUAUACUGGUAAAUAUUUACUUGAUGGUGCAGUUAAGUGGAGAAACUUGGAUUAGAUUUAGCUUCUGGAUGGCACUCGGCUUCCUCAUUUACUUUGCUUAUGGCAUCAGACACAGUGUUGAAGGUCAUCGUAAUGAUGGAGAUGAUGAUUCUUGUUCAGAAAAUAGUGGGUUGAAAGAAAAGAACCCUGUGGAAGAACUGGAUGAACCUGAAAAUGCAAAUGAAAGGGAUCAAUUUCUUCCACAUGAAAGGACAAGUGAAUGUUAAUCUCUUCCAACACACAAAUCUUUUAAACCUUUAAUUGACAUUUGCAGACUGAAAUUUCAAAAGCUUUCUGCCAACAUUGUGCUUCUAGAAAGUGUUUACUACAAGGCCUGACUGAUAUUUUGGACAAGCUGCUAAUCCAUCUUCAUCAUUUCAGAACUGACAGCAUGGAGAUUAAUAUUUAUAUUAAAAAAGAAAAGAAAAGUACCCUUUGGCAAGCAAAAAUUUAGAGGCAUUGUUUGAAGUGUCAUCCAAAAUCACUGGCAAUCAUCAAAUAUGAAGAAUUUUAGAACCGUCUGCCAGAAGUUCUGAAUAUUUGACAAUGUGUUGUGGACACAAGUGCCUUUCAUACCUUCUCCUUAUCUCUGUUACAUGUUUUGGUCACAAUCUAAAUUUUCUUCUUUCUACUGAAGUAACUCUCAUUGGAGAUAAAUUUCAUUCAAGCCUGGAAAGUAUUUGCAAAAUGAAUGGUAAUUGUAUGGAUCAGAUACUUUGUAAAAAGUAGAGGACCAUAUAUUUAUGUAAAAAGAAAUAAUUGCUUACCUUUAUUAAUCAUGACUACUAAUCAGUAGUCCUAGAGAACUCAAGCAGUAAAAGUACUUCGAAGGUUUUUAGUCCCUCUAAAUAAUAUUCAAGAUUUCUACUUAUGUGAAUGCCUUUUCUUUAAAAGAUGCUGUAUAGAAGUGUGUAUAGAAUAAUACUCUCAAGAGGAGCUAUGUUGUUUUCUGCAAAAGCAUCUGGGAACUAAUCUGUUGGUCACAGUAUUGACGGUGACAGUCCUAUGUGAUUUAGCAAGUACUGUGCUUUUGAUUUCAGAAGGGCCGGAAUUUUAUCCCUGACUACAUAAUUUGGUACUUACAUAGAGCAGUCAUCAAGUUUUUCUCCUUACUACUCAUUUAGUAAUACUUUCUUUUCCUUUAUCAUAUGCCAGAACUGAUAUUUCUGAUAUUGGUGUUACACGUGGCUUUUCCUCAGAAGACUUAAUGCACAAAAUCCCAGCUUUCUUUUCAGAUGGAAGGGGAGGUUUAAAAAAACAGAGGUAUGAGCUUUGGAAAAAAACCUUAUCAGAACAGUAUUUCUGCACUUCACUAAGCUUUAAACAUGUCAGCACUUUUUUGUGAGCAAAGCCUACCUACAUCCACAAAUCCAUUCAUGUGGGUAUGACGUCUAAAUGCUAAUUUAUGUAAAGAACGAAAUUGUUGUGGCAGUGCUGGGUGAACAGUUAUUUUAAUGCUGAUAAAAAUAGAAACUGUUCCUCUUUCAAUAUAAGUCAUGUCACCUCUCAAAGGCACCCAGACGUUUUAGCACUUUUUCUCAGCAAAUAGUAGGCUCAAGUCCCAUGAAGGAUUCUACAGUAUGAAGUCAUUUUGCAAGAAUGUAUUUACAAAAACAGUUUCCCUAGACUAAGAACUGUCUUGGACUUUGUCACGGAGAGUUGCUGGUACUAAUCAUUAGUAUUAAUCUCUGUUAUUACAUGUAAAAACUUUAGAUGCCAUGAGAGCUAUAUUGGUUGACAGUGAAAAGCACCUUAUAAUAGCUGGAAUUUCACAACCAACCAACGACAACAACCAACAACAAUACCCAAAAGUACAAAACAACCAAACCCCCCAAAAAAGAAAAACAACAAAAAACUCCCAAACUAGUUAGGCUGCUUCUGUCUCUCUCCUGUUUUGUUUUUUUUUUUCAGAGCAAUACAGCACUCUUUUUAAUCUUAAAAUUACUUCUUUCUCAGUAGUCUUAAAUCCUCAGCUGCAAAAAAAGCCAUUACUGUAGGAGCAAGUCAGCAGCACCCAUGUAAAGUUUUUGUACGAUGUCUUUACAAGCCUACAGUGAAACACAGCUCUUUUAAAAUUCUUUACACAUCUCAGUGUGUGGGAAGCACAGGCUUACUUUUUCCUAUGGCUGUUGAUGCCACAGAGCAGGCCAGCCAGGCUCCCAAGGUGCAAACUGCUGCUGCUCUUUGAUGUGCAAGAAAGACUGCAUUCCCUUCCAAGGCCAUCAUAUAGAAUGUAUGUGUGCACACCUGUCUGUGCAUUUGCACCUGUCUGGCCCAUAAUGAUUUUGAUGAACUGGUUAAAAUAAUUUCUAUAUUGCACUGGCAUUUUCCUUUGAAAGGAUACUGUCAAUAUAAUAAACUUCUGACUAAAGCAAGGCUAGUAAAGGCCUCCGGAGAGAACUAAAGGAAAUAAAUUUUCUAGCUUAUUUACCUCAUGGAUGUGUCAGCAGUUUGUGUAUUGACAAUGUCCUCUUUUAUUUGUAUGAAUAUUUCUCCUCCCUGCUCCUUGUUAGAGAAAUUAUUUAAAAACAAUAGAAUGUGCCUGUACAAAUGUUGCUAAAGGAGAUGGAAGGAGCUGCAGCAUGGGAACUAUCCACAUAACUAAUAAGAUAUAAAAUGAAAUUAAAGGAAAGUAAUUGGGUACUCUGGUUUCUUCAACUGUGCAAAGCUUAUUUAUAUGUGUGUAUAGUUAAAGUAGCUAUAAGUCAGUGACUGAGUAAAACCAGACAAGCCAUAAGUAAGAUAUUUAUGGUAAGUUUGAUAUGCAUUUGUAUAUGCAGUAGUGAAAUUCCAGAUGCUUUACUGGGGCUUUGCAGAAGCAAAGGACAUGCCAUGCUAGUCCUUACACAGGAGCUAUGUCUGUACUUGCUGAGAGAGCAGCUGAAAGCACAAGUCCAGUGGAACUAAAUUGUUGUUAUUUUUUAACACAGUUGUUGAUAUUGUAAAUUGUUCUGUGAAAAUAAUAAUGGAAUGUGUUAAUACAAAAUAUCUAUUUUUGGAGGUAGCCUAUUGGGAUUUUUCUUCCUUUAUAGAAAAAAAUCCUUCAAAAACUUUAUUUGCAUUGGUACAUUCUCGAUAUGCCAUUAGAUAAAAGAAUUAUUUUUACCUAGUUGGAUUUAAGAAAGUAAGCCAAAACUAUAUUUAACAGAGCACAAAUAAAUGUGCUUUUUGUUCUGAGGAAUAAGAGUUAUAAAACAUUUCCAAAUCAUUCAUGUUAUCUGAACUGAUGUUCUCGUGCUAUUCCAGUCCUAAUUCUGCAAUAGAAAGUUUUAUGAGGUAACUUAGAUUUCAUUGCUUGUUAUCAUGGAUGAAACUAUUCUAUAAGUAUGCUUUUUCCUGCAAAACAAAUGCUGGUUAGGUUCCUGAAAUCUGUCAUAAUAUGUUUAUGUCUCCAUGUGUUAAAGCCAUUUAUAUUAUCUGCUGUUGGAGAACUAUCAGAAUAAAUGUCAAUAGUAGUGAUACAGAGUUACUUACAUAUAUGAAUUUAACUGUGUCAUCCAGAAACUCCAAAUGAUAAAAUGAAUUUAGAGGCAAAACUUGGUAAAGCUUAAAUGUAGAUUUCCUAUUUUAUUAGAUGAUAAAUAUACAAGUCUAGUCCCCUUUUCCUUAAAAUUUAUGCAAAUAUAUAUAUAUAUACACAUAUAUAUAUUUAAGAAAUAUAAGGCAUAGUGUUUUCAUGGAAGUUUUAACAAGUGCCAAUAUCAGUGUGCCAUAAGCAUCCUGAGAUGGUGAAAUCCUUGACAAUGCAGGAAAUCUGUGUGGGACUGUGCAAUCAUUUUAUUCAGAUAUGAGGCCUUUGACAUUGAGGUGCAUUUUUUAUGGUAGGAAGUUAAUUCACAAAAAGGCUGGCAUGUGUUACUUGAGUGCAUAAAAAAGAAAACAAAAGCACCUUUUUAAUGCUCUUUGGCCCUAAUUCUUCCUAGACUUGCUAGGAAAUUUGUACAAACUGCAGUAUGUUCACUGAAAGCACUGAGGUUACUCAGUGUUAAGCAAAUAUAUAUUUUACAGAAAAAGCAGGAGGUAUUUCAUAUGGUAUAGGAUAUUUGUAUUUGUUUUUAAUUUCCUGUACCUUUAGUAUUUCUUUCAGGUAUAUGUUUUGAGGACCUCUGCAUUUUUAAUAGUUGGACCUUUCCAAAGCUAAAUAUAAUGCCUUUACCAUGUGUUGAUCUAUUUUCCAUUUGAUUUUAGAAAUCAAACUCCCUAACAUUAGCUAAGUUGAAGGAUUGCUGUGCAUUGACAUGCAGAACUAUGUAUAUAUAUAUUUUUUUUUUUAAAUUUUCAGUUGGACAAAUUCUAUUGUCUUUCUAUGUUUCAUGAGCCUUUUGCCAGGUAAACUCCAGCUUCACCAAGAUUUUGAUGUUUAGGAAGGCUUUUCUCUUUUGUGUUACCAGAAAGUAAAGCGUGAAAUAUGUGUUUCAUAUCUUUAAAAACAGUUAUGUGUGCAUCACUUUAAAAAAACAUUAGCAUUCAUAUCCAUUUUAACUUUUCCUUUUUGUUCAUAUGUACAUUCUAGUGAUUAUUUCUAUAUUAUAUGCUGCUGAGCAUUUAAAAUGUUGAUAAGAUGAUUAUGAUGCAACUUAAACUACAAAUUUUUAUUUCUUUGAAGUGCUCUACCAAAAUGAAAAAAGUUUUGAAUUUUUAUGAAUGUAAAAAUGCUUAUAUUUAAGAAUAUGGUGCUUUUUUCCCACUUUACAAUAGAAUUGUUAUCAGUGACAUUUUUAGUUACCUUAGUUCCAAAUUCUGAUGAAAAUUACAUUGCUCUUCAUUUACUGUAAAAUGUGCUUUGUGGGAUAAAAAUUGUGUAUUUGUUCCAUAUUUUUUAAAUAAAGCUGAAUGUCACUUGUA
This is a messenger RNA of Pseudopipra pipra, 6984 nucleotides long. RefSeq names its product solute carrier family 7 member 2 (gene SLC7A2). Gene Ontology annotation, biological process: L-arginine import across plasma membrane; L-ornithine transmembrane transport. Gene Ontology annotation, molecular function: L-arginine transmembrane transporter activity; L-ornithine transmembrane transporter activity; L-lysine transmembrane transporter activity. The record is from RefSeq and is a predicted model, not a curated record. Gene Ontology annotation, cellular component: plasma membrane. NCBI's taxonomy places the organism in Eukaryota, Metazoa, Chordata, Aves, Passeriformes, Pipridae. The transcript is spliced from 12 exons. Bases 396 to 2366 code for a protein of 656 amino acids.